GAACGGUCAUCUUUAAACCCCAGAAAGAAUCUUCUUCCGUUUAGCGCCACGACUCACAGUCAGAGAUACACAGUUCCCUGUAUUCAGGGCUGGAUUUUUUUUAGAUAGUUUAUUCAACGGUGAGGUGAAGGACAGGCAGAAUUGGUUCGGCGACACAUUAUGAGUGCUGUAUAAGCAGAAUCGGUUGCUUGUUGGUUCUCUGACAGCAACAAAACACAGACGCGGGGGGGGGGAAAAAAACCCCGAACGAACCAAGUAAACGAAGGCGUUGUUAUUAGCCUGCUAGCUAAGUUAGCUAUCAUUAGCUCCCAAGCUAAAGGUCUGUCUUAACAACGUAUAUUUCUUUAUUUGUUGCUCUAUUGUUCGUUUAAGCACCUCGGACUCGACUGUACGUGACUAUAUCGGGUCCCGUCUUGUGCUUUUUAUCCGGAGAUGAGCGCAAGAUGUCGGUUUCGGGACUGAAGGCCGAGCUGAAGUUUCUCGAGUCCAUUUUCGACACGAACCACGAACGCUUCAGGAUCAUCGACUGGAAGCCUGAUGAGCUAAGCUGCCAGUUUAACGUGACUGGAGAGAAACUGCUUAUUAUUCACUGCAAUAUCACGGAAUCCUAUCCUUCAACGCCUCCAUUAUGGUUUGUGGACUCCGAUGACCCAAGUCUGACCCAAAUAUUGGAACGCCUGGAGGAUGUAAGAAAAGGCAAUACUCUGCUCCUGCAGCAGCUGAAGAGGCUGAUCUGUGACCUGUGUAGGCUGUAUAAUCUACCUCAGCAUCCUGAUGUAGAGAUGCUGGAUCAGCCUCUCCCUACUGGCCCUGUCAACCAAGAAAGAAAGCAUGGUACUACAGAUGAAGUAACUUCAGAGGAGGAAGAGGAAGAAGACAUGGGAGAGGACAUAGAGGAGCUGGAUCACUAUGAGAUGAAAGAGGAGGAGCCAGUAGAUGGGAAGAAGUCUGAGGACGACGGCAUCGAGAAAGAGAACCUGGCUAUCCUUGAAAAGAUCCGCAAGAACCAGAGGCAGGACCACUUGAACGUAAGUGCUCAUUCGGGAGCAGUGUCGGGCUCCGUCCAAGCAUCAGAUCGUCUAAUGAAGGAACUUCGUGAGAUUUACCGAUCUCAGAGUUAUAAAUCAGGUAUCUAUUCAGUGGAGCUUGUUAACGAUAGCCUAUACGAGUGGCACGUCAAGCUAAGAACAGUUGAUCCAGAUAGCCCUCUGCACAGUGACCUUCAAGUGCUGAAAGAGAAGGAAGGCAUGGAUUACAUCCUUCUCAAUUUCUCAUACAAAGACAACUUUCCUUUUGAUCCACCAUUUGUACGAGUAGUUUCUCCUGUGCUAUCAGGAGGUUAUGUCCUUGGAGGAGGGGCCCUGUGCAUGGAGCUACUCACCAAGCAGGGCUGGAGCAGUGCCUAUUCCAUCGAGUCGGUCAUCAUGCAGAUUAACGCCACUUUAGUCAAAGGAAAAGCCAGAGUGCAAUUUGGAGCCAAUAAGAACCAAUACAAUCUUGCCAGAGCACAGCAGUCAUAUAAAUCACUGGUACAGAUCCAUGAAAAGAAUGGCUGGUACACACCACCCAAAGAAGAUGGAUAAGAAAAACGUCUGCUCGUUCCAACAAGGACAGAAUGUAUUGGAGUCAACAGCUGUUCUUUUUAGAUUUUUUUUUUUUUUACCUCCUUUUUUUCCCCCCCAUCUCUCAUCGUCUUGCUAGUUGGAGAUCCACCAUGUCUGGAUUAUAGACUUCUGAACCGAGUGAGCUUGGAGAGUUAACGGGUAAAACGUAUUCCUCGGCCACGUUCUCAAUACUACGCGUCAUUGUCUCCCGCUUGUUCUCCAUUCUUCCUGCUUUCUCUUUGGCUGUUUGGUUGGCAGAGUGGAAUUUAAUCCGGCAGAUUUCUAGAGCGAUGCCCGUGACCUCUCGCUUCAUGGAUGGACGUCCCGCGAUCGGAGCCAUCCUGCAUAAACGCCAAGGUUCCUUCACAACAGGCUUUUGGAUCUCAGCACUUAGCCGAACCUCCCUUAUUUUCUCUUAAGGUUUAAAUGAGAACGUGAUGGAGAAAGGGAGAGACUAGGUUUGGGUGGAGGAUCAACACUUGGUAAUGAAGAAACCCCCCCUUUUUUUUUUUUUUUAAAUGAAAGAGACGGAGUUUAAAACGCCAUCAGUACUCCAUCCUUUCGUUCUCUUUGGAGCUUUUUCCUGGUCGCGCUGAAACUCUGGCCAGGCACUUUGGACUAGUUCACUGUAAAGUCAUCAAAAUGAACGAUUUUUGCGCCUGUAAGUAAACUUCUAAAGAUGUAUCGCAGAGAUUGAACUUUUGCCUUUCAGACGGGGCCGGAUCGCUUGAAAAACAUGCCUGCAUAGCGUGGAACGUCCGUCUGAAGAUUUAUCUCGCAAAUAGAAUAAGGAUAAAUUUACUUAAUGGAUGUCCUCAUGUUGACGAAAGGAUUAUCUUAAACAUGUUUUAUGUACACAUUAUGACUACUGCUGUUUUUGUUUUUUGUUUUUUUUUGGUUCCCCCCCCCAUGAGAAUGGAAAUGUGUGGCUUACGCUGUCAUUAAUUGCAAUUGUGACCAUUCCUCUUUAACCAGUGUGAUUCCUGCUGUGUUUAUGACAUCAUCGUUAUGUAUAACUUUUUUUUUUUUUUUUUCCCCCUGUCAACUCGGGCACAUAGCAAGGUUGAAGUGUUAAGCAGUCAGUGAGGUUACACCAAGUCGAUUAACGAAAGCCACAAAAUGAUCAAAGUUGUUAUUUAUGAUGCCCUGUUCCAAUCCUGUAGGGGAAAAUCUUUAACAUGACCAUUAUUGCCUUAAAAAAAAAACCUUUUAAUGCCGCUGUAGACGUACCGAUUUUACGACCUCGCUCGAAUCUUCAGCUUCCUGAUCAACUUGCUUCAUAACACGUGUUUUCAUCAAGGUGAUGGGUGUCGGGUAAAAUUUUGCCAUCUUGCGUCAAAUGCUCCCCUUUGAGGGACGUUAUUUAAGACUCGCGUCUCUUCUUUCCUUGCUAGACAGCACCAUGUGAUCCAACUGGACGUUUUUGGGUUUGGUUUUUUUUUGGCCGCCUUCCUUAUUGUUGUUUGCACCAUUUAAAUAGCUCAUUGUUACUGUUGAUCGGUGGCUUAUCGAAUUUAAACCAAGGCUGUGGCUCAUUUCAUUUUGUUCUUUAAGGUGGCUUAAGGAGGCAGCACCAGGAAGAGGACACAAUACUGAUGAUCUCUGCGGCAAGGUGAAAUGGCAAAGGUGUAGUGUGUUAUCCCCAAACCUAAAGUCGUUAACCUGUUAUUGGAGGGAAAAUCCACCCUGAAUGACUGACUUUAAAAAAAAAAUAAUAAUAAUAAUAAUAAUGAACAUGUGAUAUGUAUAUAUUUUUUUCCCUCCAAAGGUUUAUUUUCGAAUCACAGUCUGUUUUUUGUUUAAACAGCUUUCUUUCACUUUGAUUAACAGUUUUCUGACCCACAGUGCCGUUCGACUCUGCUGAUAGCGAUGUGGCGGGAUUUGGCCCUCGUUUCGUUUCUCCCUUCAGAGACCAGUGCAGCAGCGCUUUAGUCUUGUAGUCUGUCCAGUUGUCUCGCCUCAGUAUCUGUGCACUCUGCUCAAACAGAUCUUCAGCUUGGAGCGUCAUGAGUCAUGAAUCGAGCCGAGUCUCUGACGUAACUCCUCCGUCGUCGUCAUCUAGUCGCGGUGAAUUCUUGAACUUGGAGUCCAACAUUUGCACCGAAGUCUGUACUGCGUCUCCGCUGGCUUUCUCAUUAAUAUGACUGGAAAACAGUGAGUAAAUAAAUGAGCUCGUUUUGAUUUUCGUAGCUAACCAGACCAUCCUGUUUUUGAGGGUUUUUUUUUUUCCUCGUUUGGAACUCAACUAGCAACGACCUCAGCACGAAGACGACCACGGAAUAGCAGGAAUAACAAAAAACACACCACCAAGCACCGGAAUCUUUAAGCAUUUUAAUAGAAACGUGUUUCAGGGUGGAGUUUUCUUUUACGUCUCGCACGAUUUUUAAUAUCCGGGAGAGCGAUGACCUGUUUACCCGAAGAUCUUUCAUCCCAACGUAUUAAUUUGAAAUGCGAUUCUCUCCCAGCGCUGUAGUGGUUUUAUUCUAAGCACGCAGACUUGGCAUCUCGCACACGUUAGUCAGUUGCGAAGGAUCUUGGGAAAGGCAGAUUUUGUGGCUGUACACAGUGUGGUUUUUAGUUUAACGGUCGACCGUAUCGCCACAGUCUCGCAGGCGUGUUUGCUCCUGUCCGCCGGGUGUGUCGGUGAGAUCGAGAACAGCAGGUGAUGUCAUAAUAAUUAAACCUCACAUAAUAGGACAACUCGAGCUGUUGGAUUUUUGGUGGAGCUGACCUGACCUCACCUACCACCCCCUUCCUAUUUUUAUUUUUUUCUUUUCUCUCGUCUUCCUCCAUACACUUUUAAACCCUAACUCCUGUAACACUCUUGUUUGCUUCAACAUGUUUAACUGUGCUACAGCAGCCUGAGCUACAUCUGUGCACUCCAAAAAAAAAAUAAAAAAUUCACGAGGGAAUCGCACAAUAGUGCGAACAGGGCAUUUUGUUACAGCGACAUGUUAUUUCGCCGUCAUGGCCGAGCGUAACCCAUGUCUCAUUAAGAAUUAUAUGGAGAAAGGUAUACAAAUGUCCAGAGUGAUUUUGAUUUACCUUUGUUUAAGUGUAAGUCGUGUAGUGAUUUUUGAAUCUUCACUGAAACACUCUGCGCAGUUCUGGUUGGUUUCUGUCGGGGAAUUGAGGGGGUUAUGCACUGUUAGCAUGCAUUGGUUUUAUUUUGCUUUUCAUUUUCCAUCGUGUAAUUUUGACCUUGUACAUACAAUUUGUAAACUUGCAUCAAGUUUAUGAAUAAAGAAUUUUAAGAA
Messenger RNA from Neoarius graeffei (lesser salmon catfish), 4861 nucleotides. It is a transcript of the gene ube2q1, whose product is annotated as ubiquitin-conjugating enzyme E2Q family member 1. The coding region runs from base 444 to 1583 and encodes 379 amino acids. The transcript is spliced from 13 exons. Lineage: Eukaryota; Metazoa; Chordata; Actinopteri; Siluriformes; Ariidae. The record is from RefSeq and is a predicted model, not a curated record.